GUCUCUCAAAAACUGUUAAAAACAAAAAAACUUAUCUCUUUAUAAAAUUAUUUCUCUUCCGUUGAAAAUGGUAUAUAAUUAAUAGAAAGUAUAAUGAUCUUUCUGUCUUUUAUUUAUGGUCCUCGUUGAUUGGUGGUUUCCUCGGUGUUUGUUUAGUCUUAGUGUUGAUUUUUUAUUUAUUUUUUUCACUUUAAGGAGAGUAGGAACUUCUCGUGGAUGAGGUAUUGGGGUGUUCUUUGUUUUUGAAGUUGGUGUGCUUGUUUUGUUUUUUUGCUGGUGUAAUUUUUGGUGUGUUUGUUUUCUCCGACUUGUAAUGCAAACGGUGUGAAAACUGCGGGAAAAUAAACUGCAGGAAAUCUGUUCCAUAGAAAUGCACUUGAAAUGCAUAUAAGCUACUCAUAUAUCCCUUGAAACAAACACAUAAGACAUUAUCACAACGUAAAAAUGGAUUUGAGUAUGAAUUAUGGCAAUAUUGAAGAAAGUGAGUUGUAUGAUGCUCAAUUCCAUUUGUACAAACAUAUAUACAACAUUCAAAGUUCUAUGGCAGUCAAAUUUGCAGUGGAGUUAGGAAUAGCAGAUGCAAUCCACAACCAUGGAAAACCCAUAACACUUGCUGAAUUAGCUUCAUCUUUAAAACUCCAACCUUCUAAAGUUAAUAUCCUAUAUCGACUCAUGCGCUUCCUAACACACAAUGGUUUCUUCGCAAAAACAACGUCGAAAGCCAAAGCAGGGGAAGAAACAGUGUAUUCUCUAACACUACCAUCAAAACUUCUCAUCAGAGGCAAACCGAUGUGCUUAGCAUUCUUUGCUAGCGGUCAUCCACGUUAUAUGAACAUGUGGAACUACACCAAGAAGUGGUUGCUUGAGGACAAGGAAGAACUCAGCCUAUUUGAGAGUGCAAAUGGGGAGACAUUCUGGGAAAUGCUAAACAAAGAUUCUGAAUCAGAUAACCUGUGUUUUUUUCAAGAGGCCAUGGAAGCUGAUUCUCAUAUGUUUAAGCUUGCACUCAAAGACUGCAAGCAUGUGUUUGAAGGUUUGGAGACUUUGGUUGAUGUGGGAGGUGGGACUGGAGUUGUUGCAAAACUCAUUCAUGAAGUAUUUCCUGAUAUUAAAUACACUGUUUUGGAUCAACCACAGGUUGUUGGUAACUUAACUGGAAAUGAAAAUUUGAACUUUGUUGGUGGAGAUAUGUUCAAAUUUAUCCCUCAUGCAGAUGCUGUUUUACUUAAGGUAUGAUUUCAUUUGAUUUUGUCCAUAUAUGUUUGCAUGCGUCAAACACAU
This is a messenger RNA of Trifolium pratense (red clover), 1281 nucleotides long. Its product is annotated as isoflavone 4'-O-methyltransferase-like. The coding region runs from base 445 to 1236 and encodes 263 amino acids. The record is from RefSeq and is a predicted model, not a curated record. Gene Ontology annotation, biological process: methylation. The transcript has a single exon. Gene Ontology annotation, molecular function: S-adenosylmethionine-dependent methyltransferase activity; O-methyltransferase activity; protein dimerization activity. Lineage: Eukaryota; Viridiplantae; Streptophyta; Magnoliopsida; Fabales; Fabaceae.